CAAAUUAUGAGUGAAGAAGUAAUUCAAAACGAAGCAAGUUCAAAUACUUCACCUAAAAAACUAACAUUUCUAUACGAAAAACUUAUGAAAAAGAAAUCCAAAUCCGGGAACCUUUCCUAUCCAGCCAUGAAUAGACCUAAAGAAGUGAUUCAAAACGAAGCAGGUUCAAAUACUUUACCUAUAAUACCAAGAUAUGUACACGAAACGCCGGAGACAAUUAAGACAAUUAUGAAAAAAAAAUCACAAUCCAGGAAACUUCACUAUUCAUCCACGAAUAGUAUGUUUCAAAAAAUGAAGGGAAUGAUACAAACUGGAUUAGACUUAAACACUGUCAAAUCUCUACUAAAACCUAAUUAUGAUUAUAACUUGAAUACUUUUGAAGAGCCUGAAACAUAUUCUAUGCAAGAUGAUGCUUAUAUCGAAGCACAAGUUGCAGAAUGGACUCGUCUAUUAGUCGGUGAAAGGUUUAACUCCCAAUUAACUGGUACGACUUGGUUAAAAUAUUCAUAUACAGACUUUUCUACGUUACUAACUUUAAAAUUUAUUUCUGUAUAUACAAUAAUGUGUCUGAAAUUAGCUGGUAUAAAUUUAUCUGGCUUCAAGAUAAUUACUUCGUUAUAUGAUAAUACCUCUGAUACAUCAAGCAUACCAGAUUGCUGCGAUUCUGACAGAAGACGUGUUUCUGAUUAUUUGAAUGAGAC
Molecule: messenger RNA, 701 nt
Organism: Cetraspora pellucida
Lineage: Eukaryota; Fungi; Glomeromycota; Glomeromycetes; Diversisporales; Gigasporaceae
Source: the annotation of a GenBank genome assembly